Messenger RNA from Cordyceps fumosorosea ARSEF 2679, 3834 nucleotides. Its product is annotated as multidrug resistance protein 1. Gene Ontology annotation, cellular component: membrane. Gene Ontology annotation, molecular function: ATP hydrolysis activity; ATP binding; ABC-type transporter activity. The record is from RefSeq and is a predicted model, not a curated record. Bases 1 to 3834 code for a protein of 1277 amino acids. The transcript has 5 exons. Gene Ontology annotation, biological process: transmembrane transport. Lineage: Eukaryota; Fungi; Ascomycota; Sordariomycetes; Hypocreales; Cordycipitaceae.
AUGAUGGAGCAAAAGGAGCGAUCGCCUUCGGCGGCUUCGAUACCUGUCGCAUCGGCCGUCUCUACUACCAAAUCGCCGGCGCAGAAAAAAAUAGACGACAAGGAAAAGGGAAAAACAAAUGGGAAAGAAGACGAUGGAUCUUUCAAGUACUACAUGCGCGUCUUCAAGUACAACGACGCCAAAGGUUGGAUCAUCAACGCGGUCGCCUGUUUAUGCAUGAUUGCUUCGGGUACCGCUCUUCCCUUGAUGGACGUCGUUUUUGGCUCCUACGUUAAUGUAUUCAACGACUUUGUCGCGGGCACCCUGUCGCCCGCUGGCUACCGCAAGCAGGUUGCCCAUUAUGCUCUCUACUUUAUUUACCUCUUCAUCGGAAAGUUUAUACUCACAUACAUCUGGACGGUCGCCGUGUCCAUCACCUCCAUCCGCGUCGUGAAAAAGAUGCGCGUCGACUUUGUCCGCCAGACACUCCGCCAGGAAAUUCCUUUCUUCGAUGCGCCAUCCAGUUCCAUCUCAAGUCAGAUCACCACAAACGGCAAUCUCAUUACCAACGGCAUCGCUGAGAAGCUCGGUAUCACUAUCCAGGCCAUGUCAACCUUUGUCUCUGCCUUUAUCGUAGCCUUUAUCGUCCAGUGGAAGCUGACCCUCAUCGUCAUCUCCAUCGUCCCCGUCAACAUCAUUGUCACCGUGGUCUGCGUCAUGUUUGACAUGAUUUACGAGUACAAAAUGUUUGAUAUUUACAGCAAGUCAGGCACCAUUGCCGAGGAGGCCUUUGCGACCAUCCGCACCGCCCACGCCUUCUGGGCCUUCCCCAAACUCUCCAGCCGCUUCAGCAACAUUCUGGAGGAGGCCCGCGUCGUUGGCAACAAAAAGUCACUAAUAUAUGCCAUCCUCUUCCCAUUCGAAUUUUUCUGCAUUUUUGCUGGCUAUGGCCUUGCGUUUUGGCAGGGCAUGCGCAUGUUCGCCAGCGGCGAGAUUGCCCAGCCAGGUACAGUCGUAACUGUCAUCUUCGCUGUGCUCGUCGCUGCCCAGGCACUAACCCAGAUUGCCCCGCAAACUGUGGCCAUAUCCAAGGCCGCCGCCGCCGCUCACGACAUGUUUGCAGUUAUUGACCGCAAAUCCGCCGUUGACUCCCUUUCUACUGCCGGCAAAACCAUUCCCGAUUUUCAGGGAAGCAUCAAAGUCUCCAACAUUGACUUUGCGUACCCCUCUCGCCCAGACGUGCCAAUCCUUAAGGACUUUAGCAUUGAGAUCCCCGCCAACAAGACCACCGCUUUUGUCGGUGCCAGCGGCUCUGGAAAGAGUACACUGUUUGGCUUACUUGAACGAUGGUAUUCCAGCUCGGCAGGCAAAAUCACACUCGAUGGUUAUAAUCUAACAGAUCUCAACCUCCAAUGGCUACGCACCAGCAUGCGCCUCGUCCAACAGGAGCCCACUUUGUUUACCGGCAGCAUCUACCAAAAUGUCGUUGAUGGCUUAUCUGGUACCGCCAUGAUUGACCUGCCUGAGGAAGAAAAGCGUCGUCUCGUUCAGGAAGCUUGCGAAUCUUCGUAUGCCCACGACUUCAUCUCCGAGCUGCCCAAUGGCUACGACACCAAGAUUGGCGAGCGGGGUGCGUCUCUAUCCGGUGGCCAGAAGCAGAGAAUCGUCAUUGCGCGUAGUAUUAUUUCCAACCCCAAGAUUCUUCUCCUCGACGAAGCCACAAGUGCCUUGGACCCGAACGCGGAAAAGAUUGUACAGACUGCACUGAACAAUGUAGCCAAGGGUCGGACCAUGAUUGCCAUUGCCCAUCGUCUCUCCACGAUCCGCACCGCUGAUCAGAUCAUUGUCAUAUCCAAGGGCCAGGUGCUUGAAACCGGCACGCACUCUGAGCUGAUUAAGAUGAACGGCAAGUAUGCUGCUUUGGUACGCGCCCAGGAUCUUGGCAACAGCGACGGAUCAGCAGACAGCGAUGAAAAUGGAGAAGAACAGAAACCCGAGGAGGUCCUCGCGCUCGCUGCCUCUCGUGCAUCAGCUGGUGCGCAGAGCGUUCAAGAGCAGGCCGACAAGGAGCAAACCUACGGGUUAUUUAGGGGUUUGUGGAUUAUCAUCAAAGAGCAGCCCAGCCUAUGGUGGUCUCUCUUCGUUAUUUGGCUUUGCGGUAUUGCUGGUGGUGGCACUUAUCCAGCGAUUGCCGUGCUGUUCGCGCAGACCAUGGAUGCCUUCACCACCAUCAAUGUGCCCAAAGCCAAUUUCUACGCUCUGAUGUUCUUUGUCGUUGCGCUUGGGAAUCUUGUACUCUACGCCAUUUCCGGCUGGCUUAUCAACGGCAUUGGACAGUACAUCAUGAAAUUCUACCGAGCUGAGCUAUUUGACAACACUCUUCGCCAGGACAUGACCUUCUUCGACAAGGCCGAAAACAAUACCGGCGCUCUCGUGUCUCGUGUGGCUUCCGAACCUACCAGUUUGCAGGAGCUCCUUUCGGUCAAUUGUGUUUUGAUUCUCAUCACAGUCGUCAACAUCAUCUCCAGCGUUAUCCUAGCCCUCUGCUACGGAUGGAAGCUCAGUCUCGUACUGGCCUUGGGUGGACUCCCUGUCCUCGUAGCGUCAGGCUACAUCCGUAUCCGACUCGAAUUCAAGUUUGAAAUUGACACUGCCGAUCGAUUUUCUGAUAGCAGUGGUCUCGCCUCCGAAGCCGUCAUGGGCAUCCGCACCGUGUCCUCGCUCGCCCUCGAGCAAGCCAUCAUCUCCCGGUACCAUGACUCUCUGCAGAACAUUGCAAGGGAUGCCAUUGCCGGCCUUGGCUGGAAAAUGUUCUUUUACUCCCUCAGCCAGUCCGUUUCCCUGUUGGUCAUGUGCCUUGGCUUUUGGUAUGGCGGCCAGCUCGUCUCCACUGGCGAGUACACCACAUCCCAGUUCUACGUCAUCUUCAUCGCCAUAAUCUUCUCUGGCGAAGCAGCUGCGCUCUUCUUCCAGUACACCACAAGCAUCACCAAGGCUGGCACCGCCAUCAACUAUAUCCUACGCCUACGCCGCACGCGCAUCCUAAACGACAGCGACGGCAGAUCUAGCCUCACCGAUGCUGAAAAAUCGAAUGAACCCGUGAAGGGCAAGGAUGUUGUUUGCGACGAUAUUCAAUUUGCGUAUCCGCUGCGUCCCAAGCUCAAGGUUCUCCGUGGCAUCGACAUCGGCAUCCAGCCCGGCAGCAUGAUGGCUUUUGUCGGCGCCUCGGGCUGUGGUAAGUCGACUAUGAUUGCGCUCUUGCAGCGCUUCUAUGAUCCAACGUCCGGCGAGCUACGUGUCGAUGGUCUUGAUGCCAAGCAGUAUGACCGGUCGCAGUACCGCCGCGACAUUGCGCUCGUGCAGCAAGAGCCUGUGCUUUACCAGGGCUCUAUACGCGACAACAUUUCACUCGGCAUUGAGUACGGCGAGCCGUCAGAAGCCGAUAUCAUUUCCGCCUGCCAACAGGCCAACGUCUGGGACUUUGUUUCGUCACUGCCUGACGGCCUCAACACCACCUGUGGCAGCCAAGGCUUGUCACUCUCGGGCGGCCAGAGACAGCGCAUCGCCAUCGCGCGCGCGCUGAUUCGCAAACCGCGACUGCUCCUCCUUGAUGAGGCCACAUCGGCCCUAGACACAGAGUCUGAAAAGGUGGUGAAGGAGGCGCUUGACCGGGCCGCCGCAGGCCGUACGACGAUUGCAGUGGCGCACCGGCUUAGCACCAUCCGCGAUGCAGACACCAUUGUGGUCUUUGGUAAGGGGCAGAUUAUUGAGCGGGGAACGCAUGAGGAGCUUAUCACGCAAAUGGGUGUGUAUUACGAAAUGGUCCUCGGACAAUCGCUGGACCGAGAGGCCUAA